Messenger RNA from Chara braunii, 7562 nucleotides. The record is from the annotation of a GenBank genome assembly. Lineage: Eukaryota; Viridiplantae; Streptophyta; Charophyceae; Charales; Characeae.
GGACUCCCUCUCUCCCUCUCCCUCUCUGCGCACGCUCUCUCUUCUUCCUCCCAUUCCUCCUUUUCCCCCUCCACCCCCUCCCCCUCCUUCUCCUUCUUCUCCGCCUCCGCUCCCACGGACACCUUCCACGUCACUUCUGUCCAUCACACUUCCGCUAGGCCGGUGGGGGAUCAGAUCCCCAUGGCGGUCGCUGGGGAGGACGUGCAAGAAACCGACCGGUCGCUGUCGAUGGGUAUGGAUUGGGCGCCAGACAGACCGGUUGCUCGCAUCAGUCCCUCGCCUCCUCCAACACCCAUCCCCCCCUUUUCCUUGUCCCCUUCCGGUCCUCGGGCUCCUUCGCCGUCUUUCUCACCCUCUGACAUGGCCGGCGAUCAUCAAUGCCACGUGGCAGCUGAUCACGUGAGCUCGUCGCCUCCCACUCCCACUCCAACGUCCCGUCCUUCUCCUUCUCGGUCUCGCGCUCCCUCGCCCACUUCGCCUACUUCGCCGGCUUCGCCGGCUUCGCCACGUGCUGACGUGGCAGCAGCAGGCGAUCAGUGCGACGUGGCGGCCGACUGCGCCGCCGGAUCUCCUCCAGCUAAACGCGCGAAGCGAGAUUUAGGUGGUGGCUCGUCGAUGAUGAUAUUGCUGCCAACGACAAUGCCGCCGCCUUCUCUCCUCGUCAAACACUCCCACGGCGACUCUCGCCCUCGUUCGCCGCCCAUUUGCACUCUCCCCCUCCUCCAGUCCUCCUCAUCGUCAUCGUUGGUUCCCCCAGCGUCUCAAGAGCAGCGCCGGUCACCCCAACAACAACAUGGUGUUGUUGAGGGCGUCGCCCAGCCGAACAACCUGGUGGGGAGGGGUUCGGUGGCCUCGCGAGAGUGCUCCUCCGCCUCCUCAUUGCAAGAGCAAUGGUCUCUAGCCCAACAACGACAUCGAGGGGCCCCGCUGCCUAAUAGUCGGCCAUCGCCGUCGAGAAGGCAGGAGCAGUGUGCACCGUCUCCGACAUGGAUUGGGCGACAGAUAGACCGGUCGCACGAUGAGCAUGGAGGAUAUGGAUUGGACGACCGACAGAUGGGUCGGACGCGUCUGUCCACCAACGCCCCCGCCUCCGCCGCCGCCACCGCCGCCUCCUCCUCCUUCGACACCUUGCCCACUUUGUCAUUAGGACUUGUGCACCCAUGUAUUGCCCCUCCUCCCACUAGCAGCAGCAGCAGCAGCAGUAACCUCCUCGUGCCGACAACUUGCAGGAAUACCCUCGGCACUACUCAGACUAAUUCCUCUCGUCUCCCUCUUCCUCCUCCUUCUCGAUCACUCGGUCCUUUGCCGACUUCAACACGUGUGCCACGUGGCGAUCUUCCAGGUAGCGACGACCGCCAUAGCUUGUCACCCACGGCGGCAGCAGCGGCGAUCACCAUAGCCAAUUCCAAUUCCAUCGCUUCUUGCUUAGGAUCUUCCUCCUCCUCUUCAUCGCUAUCGUUUGUUACGGGGGCUGAGUGGAGCAUGGGGUCGCCUUUAUACGAAGGGGAGAAGGGGGAGGAGGGAGAGAAGUGGUGUCGCAGAGAGCUCGCUCCCUUUGCUGGGAGGCUCAGUGGGAACAGAGGUGGUAGUGGUGGUGGCCUGCGCUCACCCGCGGAGAUGGUGCUGGCGGUAAAAAGCGACCCAACGGAAAUGCGCAGAGGUACAGCGAAGAACGAGGAGGAGGAAGGGGAGGAGGAGGGGGUUGCUUGGCAUGGGUUCCCGGCUGAAGUGGACCGAUCUGCUGCGAUCGGGGAGGAAGGAGUGGAGGGGGGAGGAGGGGGAGGAGCAGGAGGAAGAGGAGGAGGUGGAGGAAGAGGAGAUCGGAAGCUCGAGGAAGGCGACCGUGAAUACGCGGGAAGGGGAAGUGCGGGCGCGUGGCAGCUGAACAGCAACGGCGGGAACACCAAUCAAGAGAUCGGGAUCGGAGGUCAAGGAGGCCGAGGUGGUCGGAUGGAGGAGGAGGAUGAUUACGGUACGGGCAAUUGUAAUGGCUACAGCAAGCGGUCGAUGGGAGAGAGGAAGGGAGAGGUGGUUGGGAAGAAGAAAUGGCAGUUGUCGGAUAGCAAUAGAGGAGGAGGAGAGUGCAUGUUUGCGCUCGGCGGCUCUGGACCGCGAGAGGAGAGAGGAGAGGUCGGCUGUGUCUCUUCUCUCGCGCGCGGGAUUAUCGUCGUCGGAGCAGGAGGAUGUGACGAUAAAGCUAUGGCUGUGCAGGAUGUUGACCAUCGAGGAGGAGGUGGAGGAGGGGGGGGGGGAGAAAAAGACAGAGGUGAGUUUGCGGCUCCCCAUCGUACUGCUCCUCCCACCGGCGGAACUGAGGGAUAUACUUGUCAAAGAACAUUCUGGAGGAGCUAUGAUCAACGUUCAGCUCUGUCGGCAGUCCCAAGGGAAGGCGGAGGAGGAGGAGAAGGAGGAGGGGUGGUCGACGCUCUCGGGUAUGCGUUUGCUAAUGCUCGGAGCAGAGAUCAUGAAAGGCGGGGGGAGAGGGAGGAGGAGGAGCAGGACGAGGAUGAGAAAAAGGAGGAGGCUAGUGUAGCCAAUCGGGAUCGCAUCGCUUCGGUUGGGAUGGGCGGCAAGGGAGGCAGGGAGGGGGAGGUCAGGGGAAAUCCACACCAUCCUCCUCCUCCUCCUCCUCCUCCUCGUCACCGUUAUCAUCAGCAGCAGCAACAGCAGCAACAGCAGCAACAGCAGCAACAGCAGCAACAGCAACGAGAUCUGGAUCCCGAUGAGAGUCCCUUGCGCUGUACCUGUGGAAUAGGAGGUGGCCGCGGGGAAGACGACGGCAGCGACGAUGCCUAUUAUUCGUUGUCGUCUACGAAAAUGCCGCGAGCGCAGGCGGCACAAGCUUAUGUCCACCAUCCUCCUUCUCCUCCUCCUCCUCCUCCUCCUCCUCCGCUGGAAUUGGCUAUGGCGGGCGAGGGGGUUGAACGGGCGCCGGUGCCGGUGCCACUUCGCGGUAGACGUCUCGCGGUCACUUCGAUGCCGUUGUCGUCAUCGCCGGUGUCGAUUAGCUAUGGGACAGCACCACUUGAGGGUGGUGGAAGUUUCGCCGAAUCUUCGGUGGCGAUUGCCGGUGUUGGUUCUGGAUGUCGCGGUGAUUGUUGCCCCGUGGAUCUGUCGUCAGCUGCGCAGCUGCCACGUCAGCAGCAGAGAAUGCACGAAUCGCACGUCGCCCUGGUGGCUGACGUGUCAUCAUCGUUAUCGUUGUCGUCAUCUUCAUCAUCAGUAGCAGUAGUCGUAGCUGCCUCCAUCGCCGGGGAUCGGCGGUGUUGCCCGAUCCGGGAAGCGUCUUCUUCGUCGUUUCUUAGACAUUCCACUUCGCGCGAUGAUGAAGAGGAGAAGAGUUGUUGUCUGGAUGAAGAAGAAGAAAAGGUUAGAUGGAGGAGGGGAGAGGUGGUCGCUGGUGGUGAUGACCAGGCUUGCCGAGGUGGUAACGACCGGUCAGCGUGUGACUGCGGCGGCGAGGACGGAACGGAGGAGGACAGACGGAGCAAGGACCGGUCGUCGGUCGGGUGCAGCCAAGACACGAGCAGGGGGGGUCGUGGUGACCAGGAGAGGGAGGACAAGGGGAAAGAUAAGGCGAGGAGGGAGGAGAAAGAGAAGGAGAAGGAGGAGGAGGAGGAGGAGGAGGAGAGGGAGGAGGAAGAAGACGAGGUUUGUUUGGGAGUUCAACAGAAAUGUUCACAAGUUGGCACCUGUGUCGAUCGAGGCCUUCGCCCCGAGAUGGAGGACGCUAUGACGGUCAAACCGUCCUUGGUCACAGUCGACUGUAGAAGAGUCAAGAGAGAGAAAGAGAGAGGUAGGCGGUGGGGAAAGGAAGGCAAACCGUCGGGCAGCAGCAGCACCGGGCUUAGCGGGGACAAGGAGGGAAACAAAGUGCAGAGGGAAUUGGGAAUGGAGGAGGAGGAGGAGGAGGAGGCGGCGGCGGAGGAAGACCAAUGCAAAUUUCAUUUUUACGGGGUUUACGACGGCCAUGGUGGCAGCCAGGCUUCAUCUUACUGCGCGGAGCGACUCCACGAAGUGGUCUUAGAGGAAGUAAGGGCUCUUGAAGGUCAAGCUGUGAAGCAUGAUUGCUGUACGAUGCCGUGGGACCAAGUGCUGCUGCGGGCUUUUCAUCGGACGGAUGAGGAGAUUGGGGGGUUAUGUAGGGAGGACGAGGAGGGGUGCGCACUAAAGGGGGGAAAGGGAGAGAGGAGGGAUGGAAAAGGGGAGGAGGAGUGGUGGAAAGGGUUGGGGGUGAAGGGACGGGGUGAAGAUGGUGAUGGUGACGGCGAUGAUGACGAGGAGGAUGGGGAAGGAUGUGCGGAUGCCUGGGAGUUGGGAAGGAAGGAGGAGGAGAUGAUUAAUGAUGGGCUUGCGGAGGAGGGGGGGAGGAAGGAGGAAAAGUGUAGUAGAGGGACAGAAGGCGGGGAGAGCGAAGGUGGCGGUGGGUGUUCGGAAGGAAGCGGAGAGGAGGCGGGAGGUGGUGCUGGAGAUGGGAGAAAGGAGGAGGAGAGGGGCAAACGGAAGGAAGGGUCCUUUGCCUCCACGGUGGGGACCACAGCCGUCGUCGCCUUGAUCGGUGGCGGGAAGAUCAUCGUAGCGAAUUGCGGCGACUCUAGAGCGGUGCUGGGUAGGGGUGGAAAAGCAAUCCCCCUUUCGGAUGACCAUAAGCCAGAGCGCCCAGAUGAGUUGGAACGGGUCAGAAGUGCCGGAGGGAGAGUUCUCGACUGGGAUGUACCUCGAGUGGAGGGCGUGCUCGCCAUGUCAAGGGCAAUUGACAACGAGGACGGACAGGAAAACAUCAAACCAGUCCGUCCCGUGGUGCCAGUCCGGUUCAGGAGCAGAUUUAAUGAAUGGCAGGUUGCGACGAAGGAGUCCUUCGCCAUGCCUACCAGCAGCGAUGAUCGUGCCCUGGCCAGAUGCAUCAAGGACCUCAUAUCCACAGACGACCCCUUGGGAGUCUACGAGGUCCCCCAAUGCGAGGCAGCUACGAUCAGCGACACCAUCGCCGCGGAUGCGAACCGCAGAGCUUUCGAUCCCAUUAUCGUCAAACUAGACGAGAAAGCAAAACUCCAGGAAGGCCUCACCUGGAGAGCGUGGAACACCAACAUGACACUCCCCUACAGCGUGCUUGCAAACAGAUCAUGCCCGACAAGAAUGAUGGCGGACUCACUGGCUGCRACUCACCUCCUCACCUCGAAGAACUCCUUGCRAGACGAGGYGAYCCCGAUGCAKGUCGAAYUGAUGGACAGCGACAGCGGAGAGGACAGGGACGAUGGAAUGUUGGACAGCGAUAAGAUCUCCCCAGGUGACGAUGGCCGGGAUGGCCCACCCCCGUCCAAGGACAGCGUGAGUGUUGAUGGAGUUUGGGAUACUCUGCCCAAUGACGUGGCAGGGGAUGUUGUUCGCCGAUGCCUUGCUGCGCGUUCCAGACCGGGGCCGGAAAACUUUUCUGACAGUGACGACGACGACGAGGAGGAAGAGGAUGAAUACAAUGGUGCAGAGACUGCUGCAAUAGUCCUUGUGAGACUUGCCAAAGUCGCCGGCAGUGCUGAUAAUAUUAGUGCAAUUGUCGUGAACCUUCACGAAUACGCUCGGCAAAUGCAGCCGUGAGGGAAUGAAGGAUAAGUCCCUUCUUGGAGACGUGCAAUCAAACUACCUCCUAGGCUCUUACCAUCCUCCGCCGAAUAGAYUGUACGGUCGUUAUAGCUCUAUGUAGACCUAAGGUGGUGCAAAUUCAGCUGUACCGACCGUACAUUCUAUUCGGGUGAAGGCGGUAGUCGCGCGUGUGCUGCGUACCGGAGGGAGAGAAUUGCCGGAGGUGGAAGCCGCCGAACGCACAAAACAUAGGCGGCCUUUACUUGUUGCCUAUAUGAUCGCUGAGCAGCGGCGCAUGUCAUACGUUUUAUACCCCCUGUCACCCUGUACCAUUUAUUAUGGAAUCUAAUGGGGAAUUGCAGGUGCAAACAUGCGUGUGGCCAAUUGGAAACUGGGAGAAGAUGCGGGGCAAGCACACACCUGAAGGCUGUUAUGUCUGUGGUAUGUGGAUCUCAGAACUGAGCUGCGUAUGCCAUGCAAAGCACCAUGAGACCCUUACAUGUAUGCCAUCAUCGUCUUCAUCGUCAUUUUCAUCUUCGGCAUCGUCUGGAUCAGGUUUUCAACAUUCUUGCCAUUCUUGGGGUUGCGGAUACAGAGUAGGGUUAUCUCCAAAGGAAGAUUGGGGGAGACGGGAUCACAGAAGCAAGAGGUCGGCUGACCUGCACGGGGAUUUGUCAUACACCAAGUGUCUCUCUGCAAGUCGAUUUGUCGAUGAAAAAUGUUGACGAGAAAGCCGCAGGAGACGAUGACAUCACCCGCCACAUCUGGUGCAUUGUGUCCCUCCACUCACUGCAAGCCUCUUUUGUGGCCUCCCUACGGCAAUGAUGUUGAUCGUCGCCUUCUAAAGUCAUGUCGUUCAUGACUGUUAUGGUAAACCACUACUGCAUUAGUCGACUUCACAUCGCUCCCUUUUGCUCUCUCCUCCCCCCCCCCCCCCCCCCACACACACACACACAUCACAAGUGCUCUCGUCCUUCCACGUCCCUAGAAAAUUAUUUGUUGGGUCUUCUAAUAAUGGAGCCAAGCCCUGAGGAGUUCACAGUGAUUUAGAUUUCUUUAGCGCAUAAGAAAUCAGUUUGGUGUCGGCCUCCUCUUUCCAGGAGCACUCGAAGACGAAACUGCCAGAUUUCGGACAUUCUGAUUCCAUCCUCUUGGCGGACAUGCUUAGGUCGAUGUGAUAUUGUGUGAUCCCAUGCGAUGCGAUCGGCACUACGUCAUGAGAUGGCAUCCAAGCAAUAGCCAAUUUGGCAGUUUGGCAAUUCAACCAUUUCAGAUUUUAGAUUACCCCUUUCAGAAAGUUGAUGUUAUGUCAUAUUACUGUGAGUCCAUGGGACUCGGUCAAUUGAGCUUUGAGGCAACAUUGAGCUUCUGCUGGUUGCAGUUGGGAAAAGCUGUGUCCUUUUCUCAACCCCAACCUUAAUCUUUCGAUAUAUUUGUUAUUCUAGUUUCCGCCGAAAGCGCUACUAUUGUACACAAGAUGAGUUUCACAUGUGUUACCGACUUGACUCGACCCGACUCGACUCGACUCGACUCGACUCGACUCGACUCGACUCCAUUAGUGCACAAUUUGACAGUCAGGGUAUUGUGCGGGAUCCUCCACGCUUGGCAGUAGGACUGUCGACGAUAUGCGGUCCGGCCAGUUGUUGGUUUCCCUUGAUAUCUGCUCACAGCAGUGUUGCUCGGUUUACGUUGAAUAUUAUACGAUGUCUCUUUGGUGCGCUCCUGCUCUGAUGUCGAUCAGGGCGUACUCACACUAGGAGCUCCAGCUGCAAUCGCCGUUGUAAUUGCCGCGAGGUACGCCCAGGAAAGCGCUAAUGUGAGUAUGCUCUCACUCUCUUUAUUUGCUUUCGUUACCCCAUCUACCGCCGACAAUUUCCGAGAAGUUGUCCACUUUCUUUUUUUUUUACUGCAAUUACCGAGAAGUUAUCCACUUUUUUUUUUUUUUUGCUUUCUUCUCUUGUAAAAGGGUGACGCCCUUGAGAUAC